AUGGCAGCUGCAAUCCCUCCAGGCGGAACCUUCUUCGACACGCUCAACAAGAGCUUCGUCGAUGUCACCAUUGACGAGUCCAAUGACAACGCUAUCAAUACGACCGAAUUUCUCCAGGCGGCUGAGAGCUUGACUACUCUUUUCGAUGUCUUGGGCGGAGUAGCGUUCAAACCUGUCAAGAAUGACAUGGCCGGCAACAUCAAGAAAAUCCAAGACAGGCAGCUCGCUGCACCAGCACUGUCCGAGACUCUCCAGGACCUUGUCCGCAACGAGCUCAAGGAGAAGAAGCAUACUGCCACUGAAGGCCUUCUAUGGCUGAACCGUGGCCUGGACUUUACUGCACAAGCUCUCCGUCACAACAUCACCGAAUCAUCUGCGGAACUUGCCCAAUCCUUCCGUGACGCCUACGGCAACACCCUCAAGCCCCACCACUCGUUCGUCGUCAAGCCCAUUUUCAGCGCCGCUAUGAGCGCUACCCCAUACCGCGCCGACUUUUACAAGAAGCUGGGUGACGAAGACGCCAAGGUCCAGGCCGAGCUGGAGAAGUGGCUGACUGCGCUGGAGAAGGAUGUCAAGGUCCUGAACGAGUUCCUCGCCAGGAAGGAGUCCAAGUGGUAG
Bipolaris oryzae ATCC 44560 is the source of this 618-nucleotide messenger RNA. RefSeq lists its product as uncharacterized. Gene Ontology annotation, cellular component: cytosol; cytoplasm; membrane. Gene Ontology annotation, molecular function: ceramide 1-phosphate binding; ceramide 1-phosphate transfer activity. The transcript is spliced from 3 exons. Bases 1 to 618 code for a protein of 205 amino acids. The record is from RefSeq and is a predicted model, not a curated record. Gene Ontology annotation, biological process: intermembrane lipid transfer; ceramide transport. NCBI's taxonomy places the organism in Eukaryota, Fungi, Ascomycota, Dothideomycetes, Pleosporales, Pleosporaceae.